Messenger RNA from Drepanopeziza brunnea f. sp. 'multigermtubi' MB_m1, 1512 nucleotides. RefSeq lists its product as uncharacterized. Lineage: Eukaryota; Fungi; Ascomycota; Leotiomycetes; Helotiales; Drepanopezizaceae. The record is from RefSeq and is a predicted model, not a curated record.
AUGAAGGAAAUUUUCUUCAUGCUCAUGGCCAUCAUGGCUAUCGCUCUUGGUCAAAGUGCGGAGGUGAGCACGUCCGACAUGAAAGCGAUCCGCGAACGUACUCUCAACGCACCUGUGGCUACCCAAGCUGGCGCCAACCACGAGAAGUCAGCGAUCUACAGUAUCACCGUCAUUCGACACUUAUCGACCACAUCCACCCUCAUAACUGAGACUGGAGUAAGAACGGAACCUCUGGAGCAGACGAUUCCGUUCACGAUGGACAGUGGUUCGACCUGGACAUCAAUCUCAACCACAGGCACCAGCACAUAUACUGCAACAUCAACAUGGUGGAGCCCUGUAGUCACGGCCUGGAACGAGACUGACAUUCAACCUGUGAUGGUGCAGGGCCCUACCGCUACCACCGGUUCUUCUGCUGUUGUGACGUCCAGCACUGUGAUCACAGCUACCAGCGAGCCAAAUCUAACAUCAGCGGAAGCUUCUACUCGCCAACGUCAUAAGGUAAUUGCCUGGAGCUCCGCAGGUGGGUUCUUGGGCCUUUUCAUACUUAUCGGGGGAGGCUGGCUAUUCUGGAAAAACAAGCAGCAUAAAGAACAGCAGCGCAGAAACCGGCUUCCAUUCCCUUCUAUCGGUGGAGGAUUUCCAGGGGAUGGCUCAUCGCGUCCCAUGUCACCAAUACCCAUGUUGCCAAGAGCUCGCACAACCACCCCUUCAAUCGUCAUUUCAUCCCCGCUAUCGAAUCCAGCUCUAGUGACCUCUGACUCCCAUAGAGCAGAACCGCUGAGGAAUGCGCACUUGGUCCAACAAACGGCAAACGGUCCACCAGUUCAGCUGGGUGACAUGGCUCCUCUCCGACCAGCUCGGCCAGCUAGCUUGACGGAAUCGAUCCAAGAGUCCAUGGACACAAUCCCAAUUGGUGUCGCAAUGGAUUUGAUUAAGUCGGCCAACACAUCGCCUGUGAUGCAACCUCGUGGAGACGAACAUAGAUCUUUCAUCCCUGUCGCUAUCGUCAAGAAGAAGGCAUCCGGAAAAGUGUCAAUGACCACUACCAACAGCACCGAGCCACAAAUUGGCGACCCAGACCAAAGAUUCCACGAGGAUAUCGCAGAGCAGGUUGGCGAGGCGCUUGAUCAGUCGUCAGAUGGUGUUGGUCAAGCAGAUCCAGCUGCUAGUCUUGCUUCUCACUCUCAGAAUCCACCCCGUACUAACCCGAACACGUUCGAUGAUGAUGAGAGUGAUGAUGACGUUAGAGAGCAGCGACGAGUAUCAACCCUGCGACAACUAGAUCCCACUGGAUUCCAGCCUUCAUCUCAACCAAGACGUGUCCCCCCUGUCUCCCGUGUUGCUCGCCCUCAGCGGGGAUUGGGGCGCGCCAGAUCUGGAACAGCUCCCGGUGCCAGACGUGCAUUAGCAACAGCUUCUGCCCCAAGACGUGGCCUAUCCUCCCUUGGAGAGCGCGACACCACCGUGGCUGAUCUUAAGGCCCUAGCAAACCGAGAUCAGGACAAGUUGUGA